GUUCACUGACACCCCCCUCUCUCACGUAUUUGUGCAGAAUCCACAUCACUUUCACCUUUGUGCAGAGGGAAGUGGCUCUAACCUCCAAAACUACUUUUCCCCUUAUAUGUGCAAGGGCUAACACUGAUUGUUGUUACAUUUUGAUUACAGUGAAACCAAACCAACAAAAAAAACCACCCAUAUUGGAUUAACUUCCUGUGUUGCAAGAGAAGGGGUUAAAAAAAAAAACCAAACCCUGAACACAAAAGCCAUGAGAGACCGACUGCAAGAGCUUAAACUGAGGGCUAAGGAGCUGCAGAUAGCUGGAGAAAACAGCAGUGCAGCUGUCCAAGAAGAGGAGCAGGAGUUUGAACAGCAGGCCAUCAUUUACGAGAAAGAGCCCAUAACCGAAAGGCACCUGCACGAAAUCCAGAAGCUUCAGAAUGAAAUCAAUAACCUGGUGGAAGAAGUGAACAAAUUCAGCCAGCAACAAAAAAGCCUGGUGUCCUCAAUGAGGAGAUUCAGCGUGCUGAAAAAGGAAUCUAACCUAGCCAGGGAGAUCAAAAUCCAGGCAGAGCACGUGAGGAAGUGUUUGGAUGAGCUGUCGAAGGCGGUGAAGAAAGCUGAAAGCGAGCACGGGCCCUCCCGGGCCACGGUGAGAAUCCUGAGCUCCCAACACGCCUUCCUGUCCCACCGCUACCUCCACGCCAUGCUCUCCUACAACGAGGCCAUCACCGCCAAGCAGGACAAGUGCAGGAGGUUCAUCGUCCGUCAGCUCGAGGUGGCUGGCAAGGAGGUGUCUGAGGAAGAAGUCAAUGACAUGCUCCAACAGGGGAAAUGGGAGAUCUUCAACGAAAACCUCCUGACUGAAGCCAAAAUAACCAAAGCUCAGCUCUCGGAGAUCGAGCAGAGGCACAGGGAACUCGUCAGUCUGGAGAACCAGGUCAGAGACAUAAAGGAACUGUUUAUCCAGAUAUCGGCGCUGGUGGAGGAGCAGGGGGAGAUGAUCAACAACAUAGAGAUCAGUAUGAACAACACUCAAGAAUACACUCAAGUAUCUAAAGAAAAAUUUGGGCUUGCAGUCAGGUACAGAAAGAGAAACCCCUGCAGAGCAAUUUGCUGCUGGUGCUGUCCGUGCUGCAAGUGAUAAAAGAAAUGAACUCCUGGAAAUACCACUGGUUCCUACACAGCAAACCGAUCCUGAAAAGCAGCCUUGGGAUCCCAUUGUCCCUUCAGGGGAAAACUCUCUCUGUUUAUCCAAACAGAGUUAGAAGAGUGCAAAGAAUUUUAUGGUUCUCACACAAACACAUGAAUGAGGGGAAAGGAUCAAAGGACAAAAGUGCCACUUUUUUGUUCUUCUGACUCCAACUAAAACAGUGUGGCUACAAACUACCUGUGCUUUUGGGAAGCAUUGAGAACACUGUUAUCUCAAAGACAGAUUUCAUAAUAAUGGUCUAGUUGCUUUUCACAAAAUAAUAAUUGGUAUUUUUAAUUGCCUUGUGUUUUUUAGCGCUUUUAUUUACUUGAUUCAAAUUCUAAGGGUUAUUUUCCCCCCAGAAAUCUGAAAUUCUACAAAACCAAUCUGCACAUAAAGCAGACCCCAUUAGUAACAACGCAGAAGGUGAUGCCUAAACCAAACAAGAAGUCAGAAGAGAGUUACCUGGAGUGUUUCACUCCUACCUCUAUAGGAAAAGUUACUCACAGACAUUAGGUUAUUUA
Messenger RNA from Empidonax traillii (willow flycatcher), 1698 nucleotides. It is a transcript of the gene STX19, whose product is annotated as syntaxin 19. Gene Ontology annotation, molecular function: SNAP receptor activity; SNARE binding. The record is from RefSeq and is a predicted model, not a curated record. The coding region runs from base 251 to 1126 and encodes 291 amino acids. Gene Ontology annotation, cellular component: SNARE complex; plasma membrane; endomembrane system. Lineage: Eukaryota; Metazoa; Chordata; Aves; Passeriformes; Tyrannidae. The transcript has a single exon. Gene Ontology annotation, biological process: intracellular protein transport; synaptic vesicle fusion to presynaptic active zone membrane; exocytosis.